AUGUCGAUGUUUAUGGGACCUUAUCGCAAUUCACCUCGUGAUGUCAUCAUCGUCUCCACCUCGCAACGCAGGCUUCUCUCGGUCGCUGAUCUCAUCACAGUUCGCCUUGCGACGCCGAUGUCCUCUCCACCGCAUGAUCCAAGCUUCUCUGCUUCGCUAAAGCAAACCUCGAUCUCGCCUCGCCGUUGGCUUCCACUUCGCCGAUUGAAUCUCACCUCGUCAUGUCCACCAUGCAAUGCCGUCGUCUUCUCCUUGUCGCGAUGUAAGUCCAUCCACCUCGCCGGACCGAGUCAUCACGAGACACCGCUGGCAUGGACCUUCUUGCUGUGUGGAAUCCUCGUCGCGAAGACCUUGCCAUCAACUAAUGCCACCUAG
Messenger RNA from Arabis nemorensis, 375 nucleotides. NCBI's taxonomy places the organism in Eukaryota, Viridiplantae, Streptophyta, Magnoliopsida, Brassicales, Brassicaceae. The record is from the annotation of a GenBank genome assembly.